AUGGUCAAGAUAAGUGAAAUUAAUCGUACCUCAACUUUCGCAUGGAGUCUGGACAGUCUUCCAUUGUUGGCCACGGGAACUGUUGCGGGAGCUGUCGACAUUGAUUUCAGCUCUUCAGCUACUUUGGAGAUCUGGGACGUUUUUUCGCAAACUAACAAGAAGGAACCACUUUUUUCGGCAUCUGUGGAUAAUAAAUUCUAUGCAUUGGCAUGGUCGAAACCAUUUGAAGGAAAAGACAAGGGGUUGUUAGCGGGCGCUUACGAGAAUGGAACUGUUGAGUUUUGGGACGUUGCCACGUUGCUCAAGACCAAGGAUCUUGCCAAAUCGUCCGUCCACAAGUCUGAUAAACAUACUGGUGCUGUCAAGUCCUUGCAAUUCAACCCUAUCCAACCACACGUUCUUGUUACUGGAGGUUCCAACGGACAAAUUUUUAUAUGGGACACGAAAACUUUUAGUGAGCCUUUUGCACCGGGUCAAGCAAUGACUCCAAUGGAUGAAAUAAGUAGCAUUGCUUGGAAUAACUCGGUCAGUCACAUUUUUGCAAGCACGGGCAACAGCGGUUAUACCUCCAUUUGGGAUCUUAAAUCUAAAAAGGAAGUGUUGCAUCUUUCAUACAGUGGGCCGGGAGGUAGAGCAAAUUUUUCCCAUGUUGCAUGGCAUCCAACAAAGUCUACUCAAUUAGUGACUGCUAGCGACAAUGACUCUUCUCCAUUGAUUUUGACCUGGGAUUUAAGAAACUCCAAUGCUCCAGAGAAGGUGAUUGAAGGACACAAAAAAGGUGUUUUGUCAUUAGACUGGUGUAAACAGGAUCCAAACUUGCUCCUUUCCUGUGGUAAAGACAAUGCAACUAUAUUAUGGAACCCAAUCGAAGGCAAAAAGUUGGUAGAGUUUCCCACUACCGCAAAUUGGGCAUUCAAGACUAGAUUUGCUCCAUCAGCACCAGAUAUUUUUGCCACAGCUUCCUUUGAUGGCAAAAUAAACAUUCAAACUAUUCAAGACACGUCGCCCCCCGUCUCAGCAACGGUCAAUGCCUCCAGCAAUGACAAUGACUUUUGGAACGAAAUCUCAGUCACAGAAACACAGCAGCCUGUUUUUGAAAUCAAACAGACCCCAUUAUGGCUCAAGAAUCCUGCUUCUGUUUCUUUCGGAUUUGGAUCGAAAUUAGUAUCCGUUGAGACUGUGAAUGGAAAGUCGAUCGUCAAGGUUGAGAGAUAUCUGGCUGGAUAUAAAAAGGAGCUCAGUGACUUUGAAAAUUUGAAAAAUGACAAGUACGAAUCGAUCAUUGAAUCAAGGCUAAACGAUGGUACUGUCAAAGGUAAGAACCAUUCUGAUUGGGAGAUUUUGGAUACCUUUUCAAAAAGAGGAAAAGAUGGAUUGUUUGAGUCUGACGUUGAAGAGAAAGAAAGCAAUGCUGAGGAUAAAAGUGUUUCUGAAAAUAAAGAGUCCUCUGAGGAGACAACACGUGCCACUGCUGGAGAUGAUGAUUUCUUUGCGCAUCUCGGUAAUGGCAAAGUGAAAACAAAUGAAGACGAGUACGUUCCCUCUGGAAACUUUUCUAUCUUCCGAUCAAAUGCGUCCGAGGCAGACAAGAAGUUGAUAAAUUUAAUUUUGAACAACAAGAUCGAAGAUGCAGUGCACAGUUCCUUAAAUCAAAAGAAAUUGGCGGAAGCGUUGGUGUUAGCAUUAGAUGCGUCUAAAGAAGUGAAAGAGAUUGUAAGAACCGCAUAUUUCAAAAAGAACAAGGAGGAUAGCUUGGCAAGAGUUAUCUAUAACGUGUCAUCGAAGAACGUUACCGAUCUUGUGGCUCAUGCUAAUGUCCGCGAUUGGAAGGAGAUUGCUAACGGAAUCAAGGCAAUUGCCACCGACUCGGAUGAAUAUGGCGACAAGAUGUCUGAAUUAGGAGACCGCAUUUUAAGUGCAAACGAUGGAGAUAGGGAAGAUGCCAUUACGUGCUACUUGGCUGGUGGUGCUUUGAACAAAUUGGCUAAUCUCUGGUUGCAAGAGUUGCCGGAGUACGAAUCUGAAUUGUUGAAAUCAGACGCUUCAAAAGUCUCUUCACCUUCUGAAGCACGUUUGCAUGUCUUGACAAACUUUGUUGAGAAAAUUGCUACUUACAAGUUCUACUCUAAAAUAGAUGGUGCAAUUGUUGGUCCACUGGCUGAGGCUAUUUCCAGGGCUUUGUUGGAAUAUGCAAAUCUUGUCGCUGGAUCUGGUGAAUUUGAAUUAGCAGAAAAAGUGUUGCAAUUAUUGCCUAAUGAACUUGCUGGUGUUGAGAAGGAGAGAAUAGUGAAAGCCACUGGCAAGGACAUCACGAAUGCGACUAUCACAGCGGGUGUGACCAAGUCAUCUUUGAGAGCUACUGCUAGUGAUCAAAAGGCACUGAGACAACUGUCUGUUGCCAAAGCAAGAACCUCGUACCCAGCUGCACCCAACGCCGGAUCCCAGCAAUUUCAAACUCCCUCCGUGCCUUCUGCUCAGCAACCAACUGGGUUUCCAUAUCCAACCCCUCCAUUGCCUCAACAAGCGCCAACUGCCUUCCCUCAGCAGAGCUAUCCAUCUGCAGUACCCAAGCCAAAUCCUUACGCAAAAUCAAACCCAUACGCACCUACAAACAUCUACAAGGCAGCAUCUCCUGUUUCUACUCCGGCUGCAUCCAAUCCUUCAGGUGCAACUCCCCCACCGCCUCCAAUGAUGGGUUCUUCAUCAAAUGUUAAGAACAACAAGCUGGAAACUGAUGGAUGGAAUGACUUGCCUGAAACAUUCAAACCAAAAACAACCGCCCCACGAAGGGCCGCUGCUGCUGCUGCGGUUGCCACCCUUCCUGCGCCUGCUGCUGUAGCCCCGCCAACGAUGCCGCCACUUCCAACACAGUCGAAUCAUAGCAGUUUCAACAACUCCUUUGCUCCACCAAAGAGAACGAUUUCCACCACUGGUUUUGCUCCCCCACCAAAAACCGGUAGCCGUAGCACAUCAAGAAGCUCAGUCCCAACUCAGCAAACUGCAUCUCCAAAGCCUGCUCAUGCUCCAGCUCCAGUUUCUGUUCCAACAACCAAAUAUGCACCACCACCAGGUUCUGUCCAACCAUCACAGCCAGGACUUGCUAAUUUUGGGGCUUCUCCAGUUGUAGCUACUUCGCAUCUUACUACUGCAAAGAACCCAUAUGCUCCGUCUAAUGAACAAUCAGUCCCAGCAAAAGUGCCAUAUGCAUCCCCUCCAUCAUUGGCCUUCUCGAGUCAACCCGCUGCUGGAGCUGCUGCUGCUGGAGCUGCUGCUACUGCACCACCACCGCCACCACCACCAAAGAACCCAUAUGCACCACCUCCUUCAGCGCAAAAGAGCACUGCCCAAUUGCCACAAGUUGGAGCACCUGACAUAGGCUCAAAAUUUGGAACAGCUGCCCCACCUCAACAACCUUUUGGAAUAAGUCUGGGUGCCGUGGCUCAACCGCAAUUCGCGCCAGUAGCUCCACCACCAACAGGGCCAGCACGCCCUCCUGUAUCGCUGAGGGAACAACCGUCUGCUGCGAGCGUUCCACAAGCAACUCCACAAACUCCCAAGCAUCCACAAGGUGAUAGAUCGCAUAUCACUGACGAGUUGAAACCAAUUUACACUUCCUUGACCACGGUGAUUGAAGCAAUCAAACCAAAUAUCCCAGAAAAGUUUGCUAGACAUGGUGCUGAUAUGGAGCAUAGAAUUAAUAUCUUGUUUGACCAUUUGAAUAACGGUGACUUGACCCAACCCCUCACCGAUUCCUUGAAGGAGGUUAGCUCGCAAUUGGAAAACAAGCAAUUUGACGAAGCCAAGGCUAUCGAUGUUGAAAUUGCCACUAAUUUUACUGAUGAGUUGGGUAACUGGCAUACCGGUCUCAAGCGUCUCAUUACCAUGGCAGAGGCGAUGUAUUAG
Messenger RNA from Lodderomyces theae, 3903 nucleotides. It is a transcript of the gene PGA63, whose product is annotated as Pga63p. The record is from RefSeq and is a predicted model, not a curated record. Gene Ontology annotation, biological process: COPII-coated vesicle cargo loading; endoplasmic reticulum organization; intracellular protein transport. The transcript has a single exon. Gene Ontology annotation, cellular component: COPII vesicle coat; endoplasmic reticulum exit site. Gene Ontology annotation, molecular function: structural molecule activity; protein binding. NCBI's taxonomy places the organism in Eukaryota, Fungi, Ascomycota, Pichiomycetes, Serinales, Debaryomycetaceae. Bases 1 to 3903 code for a protein of 1300 amino acids.